AUGCAGGCGUCAGGGCAAGUGGUCCGAAAUUCCCCAUGUCCAAGCUUUCUGGACCCUACGGUCUCGGCGUCCUUGUGCUCCCAGUGUUCAACCUCUCAAGUCCUCCUUGCUCGGGCUCCUGCCCCCACUCCGCGCUCUUCCUCUACCGCACCUGAAGAACCAGACUCUCCUCUUCAGUCCUCUCUUUCUGAACCGCUGGAAAACCUUUCUGUACCCCCUUCUCGAGCUCCCACCUUACCCCCUCCUCCUCCUUAUCAGCUCCCUCCUCAACCCACUGCGACCCCAGCACCGUUGCAGACCCCAAGAGCUGUUUCCGAGGUUGAGCCUCCACCCCUGACAGGGGCCGAGUCUCUGUCGGACUUCCCAUCUUCCCCUCCCAUUUCGGCCCAGACGGGUUCCCAAAACCCUCGGUCCAGCUUAGUCUGCCCCUUAAGGGAGGUGGCUGGAGCCGAAGGGGUUGUUCGAGUGCACGCGCCCUUCUCCCUACAGGACCUCUCCCAAAUUGAGAAAUGCCUGGGUUCCUUCUCCGCCAGCCCAGACAAUUUCAUAAAAGAGUUCCAUUAUCUGGCCCAAGCCUAUGAUCUUACCUGGCAUGACUUACACAUGGUUCAGACCACUACCCUCACCGAGGAGAGGGAACGCAUCCAGGCCGCCACCCGAGAACGUGCCGAGCAAGUCCAUCUCACCGACGCCCCCUUGCGGGUUUUCAACUCCCGAGAGGAGGCAGCCGAACUCAAACGGCCAGCCAGGCUCCAGCAGAAGGUCCAACUACAAACCCAGGCCCUGGGGGCGGCCCUGCAGGCGGCAGUUUCCGGAAACAGCAACAAGGGGCAACAGUACGUACCCCUCUUUAAGGGCGGUGCUGAAGGGCACUGGGCCCCUCAGUGUCCUAACCCGAAGGCACCCACAAAGCCGUGCCCUCAGUGUCACCUGAUGGGACACUGGAAGUCGGACUGUCCUAGCCUCGGGGGAUCCUCGGCGCCUCUACGCGGGGGAAACCCUGAACCGGCAAGUCCUGUUCUUCAGCUACUCGGGCUGGAGGACGACUGACGGAGCCCGGACCCGGACACCCCCUCACCCAAGCCGAGCCCAGGGUAACGCUCCAGGUAGCGGGUUGGAUAGAAGCCUAUCCCACGGCCCGUGAGACGGCGGACGUCUUCGCUGCAAUCCUUACUGAACACAUCAUUCCCCAUUUCGGAAUGCCCCAAACCCUCCAGUCAGAUAACGGACCUGCCUUCAUCAUCUCUUCAUCAUCUCAACAUCUCCUGGAGAUUGCACAUCCCUUACCAUCCUCAGUCCUCGGGUAAAGUAGAAAAGGCCAACGGCCUACUUAAAGCCCAACUCACCAAACUUACCUUGGAAACCCAUCUUUCUUGGCCUACCCUCUUGCCUCUAGCCCUCACUAGGCUGAGAGUGGCCCCCCGUGGACCCUUGGGACUAAGCCCGUUCCAACUCCUCUAGGGUCGUCCCUUCCUCAUAGAUCACAAUCUCCCUGCUGUUCCUCCACCCCUUCUCUCAUAUCUGCCUUACCUCACUCUGCUCCGGGCCCUCCUGAGAGCUCAUGCUGACUCAGUCACCCCAGCCCCGAACAACCCCGAAGAUGAUGAGACUCCUCCCCAAAAACUGCUCCCGGGGGACCAGGUUCUCCUCAGGAGUCGCAACCCCGGUCCCUUACAGACGCGGUGGACUGGGCCCCAUACUGUCAUCCUCAGCACCCCAACUGCAGCAAAGCUAUUGGGCCACCAGCCGUGGGUGCACAUCAACAACCUUAAACGGGCCCCUCUGACAGUAAGUGGGCCUCCCAGAUGGUGGGCUCCACCGAACUCUGCUUGGUUAGGGCUCCUUCUCGUGCUCCUUCUCGUACUCCUCCUGAGUCCCCAGAUCCAGGUGGAGUCAUGUGACUGCAUGAGGGGCUCAGCUACCUCACGCUAUUUCUCGGCCUAUACUUCUAUGCACAGGUCCUGCUAUCAGGGAAAAACACCUCCACUCUCCGCUACUGCACCUCCUUGGGAAUCUUCCUCUCCUGCCCAAAAGGGAUCUAUUGCUGCCUAACCGCCAAUGAUUCCUUGGAUUGUAUUCUCAUCCUUCUGUCUCCUACCACCAGCAUCUACUCAUCUGAACAACUCUUAUCUGAACUGUCCCCUACCUCUCGGAGAAAGAGGGCUGCCUUCCUCCUCUUUUUUAUAGGGGCAGGACUAACUGUCGGUGUGGCAACUGGGGCGGCAGGGCUGGGAACCUCCAUUAACUUCUAUUAUAAGCUCUCCCAGGCACUCAAUGAGGACAUGGAACGAAUAGCAGACUCACUCACCGCCCUACAGACUCAGAUCACCGCUUAGCCGCCGUCACCCUACAAAACCGACGCGCCUUAGAUCUCCUCACCGCCGAAAAAGGGGGAACAUGCCUUUACUUAAACGAAGAGUGCUGCUACUUCGUCAACCAGUAGGGCAUAGUCAGCUCCAAGGUCAAAGAACUCAAAGACGGGAUCCGAGUGAGACGCCAAGAUGACUCCAUUUGGGGCUUAAGUCCCCAAGCCUGGGUAACUCGGCUCCUUCCCCUCGCAGGGCCCCUCUGUAUACUCCUCCUGUUCAUCUCAAUCGCUCCCUGCCUUAUACGUUGCUUACAGGAGCGCCGGCAGGAAAUAACCAGGGUAUCAGUCAACCAGCACCUCCUGCAGCCCUAUUCACGCCUGCCCACAUCCGAUGGCCUCUACGAUGACGUCCUACUGCCCGCAGGAAGUAGCCAGAAUAGAGUCCACGCCCCCUGACACCAAUAUGAAUAUAAAGAGGUCGGAAUGAUGGGCGGGCUGGGAAACCGGGGCUCCAAAAUGGCGGAUCACCCCGCCAACCCUCUCCAAGAUGGCGGACUUUCCCCACCACCUUCACUGCGGCCUCCAGGUCACCAUCAGGAAACUGAAACUGUCCACCCAGGAACUUCCCAAUUGGGAACUGUCCAUCACGGGCUUCUCCCACCCAUGCCCUCCAGACCUUACCUUAUGUAGACACAAGCCUAUGCCCUGCUUCAACCCGAUAAAAAGGACCCUGCCAACUCUCCCAGCGCGACUUCCCCGACUCACCCCCCACCCCCCCAAUCGUGGAACCUUGCCCGAGGGUGUUUGCAAUAAAGUUCAUC
Messenger RNA from Canis lupus familiaris (dog), 3129 nucleotides. Its product is annotated as soluble scavenger receptor cysteine-rich domain-containing protein SSC5D-like. Bases 1 to 1050 code for a protein of 349 amino acids. Gene Ontology annotation, molecular function: nucleic acid binding; zinc ion binding. The transcript has 3 exons. Lineage: Eukaryota; Metazoa; Chordata; Mammalia; Carnivora; Canidae. The record is from RefSeq and is a predicted model, not a curated record. Gene Ontology annotation, biological process: viral process.